AUGUCGAAUCUCAAAGAUGCAGUGUGUGAUCCGAGAGUCGCUACCGCAGUAUGUAAGCAUAUGUAUGUCAACAGUUCAAUUUUCUUGCACAUUUUUCUUCAAUUUCUCUUAUCUGGCCCACUCAAACGUCUUGUCGGUAUCAACAUGAGAUUUACAAUACUUACAUCUGUGUUCUUAUUAGGUGUUGUUAGCGCAACGACAGCUUCGAGUACAGAAAAUGGCGAUAGUCCCUGUGCAGUCAUAAGCAAGAGAUCGUCUCUUUCAGCAUCUGGUAAUUCUAUGUCCAAUAAAAUUUACCUGCAUACUAAUUCAAGGGAUAGGAAUACCAACAGUCCCUGCGAAAACCGCUUACGACUGUCUCAACUCUGUCCCCUUGAAUCCCCAAGCAGCAACGGAUUUAGUUAAUGCAAUUCUACCAUACAUAGAAUGGCAGUCCGGUAAAACUCCUCGUCUCUUCUUAUUCCAAAGCUAAGACUCGACAGAUAUUGCUUACCUGAAAGAUCCGCCAGCUAGUUAUAAAAUGCCAGCUAUCGAUCUUUGGCAGAGCUUCAACGAUAUUCUACAUGGGAUCAAGGACGGCGAUUUCGCAAAUGAAUAUGAAUUUCAGGUGAAGCUCUUUUCGACGUUCAAUCGUGCGCAUGAUGGUCAUUUCAGGUUUGCGCCAGAUUUGAUGAGUAAAAUCCAGUUUCGCAGACGAGUUCAAUUGAUUUCUGUGAGUCGAGAUGGAGGUGAGCUUCCGCGCAUUUAUGUCAAAGGCAAGUUUCAUAUCCAAUCUUUACCUCUCCAAUUCAGUAGGCAACAUGGAUAGUUCUUCAGCUUGUCUGGCGAAUUGGACUAAUUUGACCUGAAAGAUGAUAUAGCGAGUCUUCUUAAGAAUGCAACAACCUCUAUCUCGCCAAUCACAAAAAUAAGCGGGGACAACGCCGUCCAGUACCUGGAAAACUUCUCUCAAUUAGGAUUCUUACAAGACCCUGAUGCUCUCUAUAACACCAUGUUCUACGAGCUAGCAAUGGAUGCCCAAUACGAUAAGCUACGCUACUCGGGAUAUUUCGCGGGCUCCGGGAGAGGAGGGAUGAUUUACGUCGGACCUGAAACAAUCAUCGAGUUCGCAAAUGGAACAGAAAAAACAUACGAGAACUACGCCGAGAUUCACGGGAACUGGAAAGGAGUGGUGGAUGGACCAUCAGCAUACGAUAAGUUUUGUACAGGACCCAAAGCAUAUGAUCCAGCAGACGACGAGGAUUUCGUGAUCGGGCGAGAUACUGGGUAUGCACAUGGAUACCCAGUUCCCAAAGGAAUCAGUUCUGACAAACAAAUCUCGGGAUAUUUCUUGGAUGAUGACCCAGCGUUUGCCGAUGUGGCGGUUCUGAGUAUCCUGUCGUUUGAGCCUUAUUUUCCUGCGGAAUUCCAAUCUGUGAUUGAGAAGUUCAUCUCAGAUGCUAGAGCCGCGGGAAAAACGAAAGUGGUGAUUGAUCUUUCGGGGAAUGGGGGAGGCAUUAUUCUGAAUGGGUAUGAUGCUUUCCGGCAGUUCUUUCCAUCUAUUGUGCAGGACGGAUUCUCGCGGUUUCGGGAACAUGAUGCCUUCAACAUUAUGAGUAAGCAGAUAUCGAAUUUUACGGCGGGAAUGUCGUUGGAGACUGCGAGUACUAGUCAAAUCGUUGCUUCUCAGUCGGUUCUGGAUUAUCGAUUUGAAUUGAACCAGACGAACCAAAAUUUUCUCACUUAUGAUGACAAAUUUUCACCUCAUAUGUUUCAAGGAGACGAGUUCACAAGUUUGCUACGAUGGAACUUGACAGAUCCGCUGUUGACAACGAGUACACAGUGGGGGUUGGGAAUGUCUAUUAGUGGCUAUGGAAGUCGUCAAAACUUCAAGCAACCCUUUGCUGCUGAAGAUAUCGUUAUGGUAUACGAUGGAUACUGCGCUUCGACAUGCUCCAUCUUUAGCGAGAUGAUGAGAACCCAAGGAGGGGUUAAAUCUAUCGCCAUGGGCGGACGACCGAAUAAAUUUCCCAUUCAAGCAAUAGGCGGCACCAAAGGUUCCAACAACUACCCCUUCUCCUACAUCCUGUCUUUGGCCAACAUCGCUCUUCAAAGCGCAAGUCAAGAGCAGAGGAUGGCCUGGAAGAGCGUCACUGAACUGAGUAACCUUCCAAUGAACCGAAGCACCGACAGCUCUAUCAAUGUCCGAGAUAUGAUCUUGAGGGACAAUUUGGAGGAUGGAACGCCUGCGCAGUUUCUAUAUGAGGAAGCGGACUGUAGGUUGUACUACACGCCAGACAUGAUUCGGGACCCCAAGGCUAUCUGGAAAGCAGCUGCUAGGGCAGCUUGGGGAGACGGAAACUGCGUUGCUGGGAGCCUUCAUCACAAGAACGAGACACUUGCUUCUAGGCGAAGGAGAUCGGAGGAUUUGAAGGUCAGGAUGAGAGUCGAGAAAAGGGAAAUUCCUGUUUUUGAGCCGUCUUCUUCGAAUUCGGUGCCGAAGGGGGCAAGGAGACCAGUGUUUGGAAAGAAAGUACCACUAUGAACAACUCAAAUACUGACAAAAUUAUUUAUUAGUUUCAUUAUCAUAAAAUUCAUC
Molecule: messenger RNA, 2578 nt
Organism: Hymenoscyphus albidus
Lineage: Eukaryota; Fungi; Ascomycota; Leotiomycetes; Helotiales; Helotiaceae
Source: the annotation of a GenBank genome assembly